UUGCACCGUGGAGGCCAACAUAUCCUUUAUAUGUAGAACUUAGUCCCUUGCGACGCUUCAAAUUCAAGCCCAUAUUACAUCACACCCCUCAAAAUGCAGGCAGCUCUAAGCAUUGCUCCGGCUCUUCUCCCUUUGACACCCUCCAAGAACUUUACCCCACUCACCAGUUUUCCUCCCAGGUUAACCGGCUCACUUGCUGCCCGCUUUACCCCAAUCAAAGCAACUGCCGUUGGCCGGCCCGUGCCCCAUGAUACUACCACAGUUGAUUACAGUUCUGCAACCUCUGUAUUUCCUGCAGAAGCCUGCGAAACUGUAGGUGGGGAUGCCUGCUUGGCAGACAUAUACCCUGAAGUAAGGAUCCAACCAGAGCCCAGAAACGGCACAGAAAGAAAUGCUUCUGAGAAUGUUGAGAGAGAAUAUCUCGAGUACAAUGAUGCAAAGACGGUUUUCCAAGGCGAGGCUUGUGAUGAUCUUGGAGGAGAAUUCUGCGACCCCGAGUAUCAGAAUGGAGUCUACUAGAGGAAAGCUUUGUUUAGAAAUAUAGAAGGAUCUUCUGAUCAACUUGUAGAUUUGAAUAUAUAUGCUUCUACUUGCGCUGUGUAACUGCAUAAAUUCCUCAAUAAUAUACUUAAACUCAAAGCUAUAUUACUCUACA
Messenger RNA from Corylus avellana, 655 nucleotides. It is a transcript of the gene CCL, whose product is annotated as CCR-like protein. NCBI's taxonomy places the organism in Eukaryota, Viridiplantae, Streptophyta, Magnoliopsida, Fagales, Betulaceae. The record is from RefSeq and is a predicted model, not a curated record. Gene Ontology annotation, cellular component: chloroplast.